AAAAUACAAUUCAGGACUACGAAUCCCAACAUUCCGUACUUCCUGCGAAGGCAGAGCUUGCUUCACUGUUGUCUACAACUGGUAUUUCUUUCCUCUAAUGAUGUGCUGUAGCUGUUGCUGCUGCUGCUUGCGCGAACGGGCUGAGUAAUUGAAAACAGCAGUUUGCAUUCGCAAAGAGUCUCGCUCUCUUCCCUUAAAGGCGCAGGCGGAGCUGUGAGACAGAAAACGGGAAUUAUUGUAAUAUUUUAUUUUUCAUUGGAUGCAAGGAUAGAUAGAUAGGAUGUGAAACAAUCAGUUGAACAUUUUGAAAACGCCAUUUUGCGGGCUUAUUUUCUUUUUUUGUGUGUGUUCCCGCCCCAUCUGUUAUAACACUCCUAAGAAGUGAUAGAACACAAUGGCUUCCAAGUUUCUGCGAGCUGUCGUCUUGGGCCCCCCAGGCUCUGGCAAAGGAACAGUGUGCGAGAGGAUUGCUAAGAGCUUUGGUCUCCAGCAUCUUUCCAGUGGGCAGUUCUUAAGGGAGAACAUCAGAGCAAACAAUGAUGUCGGUAUAUUGGCAAAGCAGUUUCUGGAGAGAGGCCUUUUGGUGCCAGAUCAUGUGUUCACACGUGUAAUGAUAACAGAACUGGAAAAGAUGCAGACCCAGCCUUGGUUACUUGAUGGUUUUCCGAGGACAUUGGGCCAAGCUGAAGCACUUGACAUGAUAUGUGAAUUGGAUUUAGUGAUAAGCUUGAACAUCCCUUUUGAGACCCUAAAAGACCGCCUAAGUGCUCGUUGGAUUCACCCAGCUAGCGGGAGAGUUUAUAAUAUGGAAUUCAACCCUCCUCAUGUACAUGGAGUUGAUGAUGUUACUGGUGAGCCAUUAAUUCAACGGGAAGAUGAUAAACCUGAAGCUGUUGCUGCCAGGCUUAGAAAAUACAAAGAUGCUGCAAAGCCGGUAAUUGAAUUGUACAAAAACAGAGGGAUCCUACACUCAUUCUCUGGGACAGAGACGAACAAAAUAUGGCCUUAUGUAUACUCUCUGGUGUCCUGCAAGAUUCCUCCACUCCAAGCAGAAGAAGCAAACUAACCAUUUCCAAAACAGCAACAACAGUUAAUAUAGUCAAUUUUGGGUUUUUGUUAAAGUUUGUGGUGUGUUGUGCUGUAUCUGUGCUCUGCCUUUUUUAGGAAGCAGUUGUUCUCCCUGAUUUUACUGGAGAACAGCUGUGGAAAUACAGCUAUAACGAACAUCAUCAUAUUUGAAAAAUACUAUCUAUGGAAUCCUAGUUCUCAGCAUAUUAAGUACUUGUGCAUGGACUUCCAAGUAAUCGUAACUGGUUAUGCACAGCCAGAUAUGCCUUAGCAGGUUUAUAGAAUUUGCUGUCUGUUCCAUCCAGUGACAACUAGUUCUUCUAUAUAUACAAAGUACCAAUUAAUGAAUGUUGGGAAAUGUUUUCCUUGAUCUAACACCCCGUGACAUUUUAAAAACAGGCACUACUCUAAAUGCAUCUGCAAUGCAACAAGCACUGUGGAAUAUACAUGUAUUUUUUAGAGGUCAAAUAAUGAAAUGUGUGUUUGAAUAUUAAUAAAUGGAGAAUGGAAA
Molecule: messenger RNA, 1579 nt
Organism: Rhineura floridana
Lineage: Eukaryota; Metazoa; Chordata; Lepidosauria; Squamata; Rhineuridae
Gene: AK4
Product: adenylate kinase 4
Exons: 6
Coding region: 395-1066 (223 amino acids)
Biological process (GO): nucleobase-containing compound metabolic process
Cellular component (GO): cytoplasm; mitochondrion
Molecular function (GO): AMP kinase activity; ATP binding; nucleoside diphosphate kinase activity
Source: RefSeq, a predicted model, not a curated record